GAAUGAAUGUCCUUUCCAGUAACCCUCUCCCACUUUAAAGUUGCCUGUCUUUACAAGUUUGAGAACUACCCAAGACGUGCGGGGGUGGCACAGGUAGGAAGGCAUUAAACUAACUACCUCUCAAUCUGAAGUUGCUAGCCAAACCGAGCCACGCCAAGAGGAGACUUUCUGAAUCUCCCUCACAACCCAGGCGUUUGCCGCGGCGGAUGUAACCUGUGCAGCUCCUUCCUUCUACUGCUGCUUUGCGUGGAUGUGGCUCACACUUAAAUCCAUCUCCUCCCUGCCAGCGACGCCAGAAGCAGCGUGAAUUCCAAGAGAUCCACCAGCGGUUUUGUUUCUGUCCGAGGUCGCUCGUCCGAUCCUGCCCUGAGAGAGGCGCCAACAAAGGAGUCGAGGAGGUGCCACCCACCCCAGCCGCGGCGGGAGGAGGAGCGCCAAGGCCCGUGUCCCGACCCGCCGUGCGUACUCACUGGAGGGAAGGGCGGGGUGCCGCUCCGGGAGGGGGACGCCCGGUGGCCCGGGGUUAGCCAAGUUCCAGCUUUGGCGUCCCCUCCUUGGCUCCCACGCGAGGAAAGUUUGCCGUCGACGCUUGCGGCCGGCUCGAGCCCGCCGGGCCCAGGCGGUCGAGUCUUCGGAGCGGGCGCCGCCGUCCCAGCUCCGGGGAACCGCGAGCCGCGAUGCCUGGGGCGGGUUCCCGGGGCCCCGCCGCCGGGGACGGACGGCUGCGGUUGGCAAGGCUGGCGCUAGUGCUGCUGGGUUGGGUCUCCGCGUCGGCCCCCAGCUCUUCGGUCCCCUCGUCUUCCACCUCCCCGGCAGCCUUCCUGGCCUCGGGGUCUGCGCAGCCUCAGCCGGCCGAGCGAUGCCCCGCGGCGUGCGAGUGCUCCGAGGCAGCGCGCACGGUUAAGUGCGUGAACCGCAACCUGCUGGAGGUGCCGGCGGACCUGCCGCCUUACGUGCGCAACCUUUUCCUCACCGGCAACCAGAUGACGGUGCUCCCGGCCGGAGCCUUCGCCCGCCAGCCGCCGCUCGCCGAGCUGGAGGCGCUCAACCUCAGCGGCAACCACCUGAAGGAGGUGUGUGCAGGCGCCUUCGAGCAUCUGCCCGGCCUGCGGCGGCUUGACCUCAGCCACAACCCCCUCACCAACCUCAGCGCCUUCGCCUUUGCCGGCAGCAACGCCAGCGUCUCGGUCCCCAGCCCCCUGGAGGAGCUGAUCUUGAAUGACAUCGUGCCCCCUGAGGAUCAGCGGCAGAACGGGAGCUUCGAGGGGAUGGUGGCCUUCGAGGGCAUGGUGGCAGCUGCCCUGCGCUCGGGCUUUGCACUCCGAGGCCUUACACGCCUGGAGCUGGCCAGCAAUCACUUUCUUUUCCUGCCUCGGGACUUAUUGGCCCAGCUGCCGAGUCUCAGAUACCUGGACCUCAGGAACAACUCCCUGGUGAGCCUGACCUAUGCAUCCUUUCGCAACCUGACUCACCUCGAAAGCCUCCACUUGGAGGACAAUGCCCUCAAGGUCCUUCACAACUCCACCUUGGCUGAGUGGCAAGGCCUGGCUCAUGUCAGGGUGUUCCUGGACAAUAAUCCCUGGGUUUGUGACUGCUACAUGGCCGACAUGGUGGCUUGGCUUAAAGAGACAGAGGUGGUGCCGGAUAAAGCCAGGCUUACCUGCGCAUUCCCGGAAAAAAUGAGGAAUCGUGGCCUCCUCGACCUCAACAGCUCCGACCUGGACUGUGACGCUAUCCUUCCCCCGUCCCUGCAGACUUCCUAUGUCUUCCUAGGUAUUGUUUUAGCUCUGAUAGGCGCUAUUUUCCUCCUCGUUUUGUAUUUGAACCGUAAAGGCAUAAAAAAGUGGAUGCAUAACAUCAGAGAUGCCUGCAGGGAUCACAUGGAAGGGUAUCAUUACAGAUACGAGAUCAAUGCGGACCCCAGAUUAACAAAUCUUAGUUCCAACUCGGAUGUCUGAGAAACAGGACUUUUCAAGGAGGACUCUGCAUGAGGUGUAGACUUAAGGUUUUUUUCCCCCCCUUUACUAGGCUUGUUCCACUUCUACCCUCUACCGUAGACACCACUGACUUCGAUCCUGGUUAUGUAAAAUUCUUGGUGUGUGUUCUGUUAAUGUAAGGACAUGAACAACUGUGCACAUGUUUAUUUACCCUUUUUCCUUUCAGUACUCCUCGAUGCCUGCGGAGGGAUUUUUUUUUUCUCUCAAGUCGCAGCAUGGACAUGAACUCUCUUAGUCCAGUUCAAGGUGUAGCACAGAUAACAUUCAACGGAAGCUGCCUCACUUAUUUUUGAGAAAAAUACUUUAUUCAUAAAUAUGAGUUUCAUCCUCACCUACCUAAAUGAUGGAGGAAAUAUUGCAUCCCCAAACUGCCUGCAGACCGUAGCAAGCUCUUACAUAGAACUUUGUAGUGCACAGGAGCACCUGCAUCCAAGAGCAUGCUUACAUUUUACUGUUCUGCAUAUUAAAAAAAAAGUUGCAACUUCAGAUAACUUCUUUGACAAACUAAAUUACUUUUUGAUUGCAGUUUAUAGGAAACUGACCUGAGGUUUUUUGGUGUUUCUUCUUCUUUUUUUUUUUUUUAUUUUAUAAAUUGCAUUGAGAUCCAACAGACUGGAUUGUUAUAAAAAAAUCAAUAAAAGAGUCUUAAAAGAAGCAUGUUGUGUUCAAGUUUGGUAUUUUGAAAAGAGGAUUAAGGGCAGUGAUAUUGAAUAGUCUGGGUUCAAGUAAUAAUGAAGUUAUUAGCUAGCAGAGCUGAGAAUCAGCCUGAAGCAGUGUCUUCAUAUAAAUAGACUGGAGAUAGUUCUGAAAUGGUGGAUUCUUUUAGGGCUUAAGUGGAAUUAAAGUUAUUUAUAGGGCCAGAGUAUUAGAGGUCCGCAAGUUAACGGUGUUCAUUAUGCGUUACUUAAAAGAGCAUUGGGAGGUUGGUAAUAACGAAGAGUUCUUCAUGAUAAACAUGGCACAGCUGCCACUUUGUCUAGACUAAUUUAGUUGCUAAGACAGAACCAUUAGCCAAACUGAAUGAAGUUGCUCCAUAGAAUCUUAGAGCCAAGUGUGAGUCAUGUGGUGGCAAUAAAUGUGUGAAAAUAAAGGAUCUUAAAAUAUUUUGAAAUAAAAUAUCUUAAAACACAAAUUAAGAACAAUAUUUUCAGAGAUCAUAAAUUGAAGUUCAGAGAGCCUUGAGAAUCUGCUUCUAAAUUUUCAAAGUGGAACACUGUGUUUCUUGGAGUUAUGAUUGUGUUUAAGCUUAAGGAAAUAACCAGAGAUAAAUACUUGUAUCUACAAACAAGUAUUAUAAGUAGUUAUUAGAUUCUUAUAUUCUGUAUUUAAGAAUUUGAGGGCUUCUUAAAGAAGGCUUCUCAGCUCUGAACCUCAUGUAAGUAAAUGUAUAUACCCCCAUAUUUAGGUGUAAAUUAAAGCAUUUUCUCAUUAAUAUUCUUGUCAUC
Molecule: messenger RNA, 3442 nt
Organism: Mastomys coucha (southern multimammate mouse)
Lineage: Eukaryota; Metazoa; Chordata; Mammalia; Rodentia; Muridae
Gene: Tpbg
Product: trophoblast glycoprotein
Exons: 2
Coding region: 678-1958 (426 amino acids)
Biological process (GO): negative regulation of canonical Wnt signaling pathway
Cellular component (GO): plasma membrane
Molecular function (GO): protein binding
Source: RefSeq, a predicted model, not a curated record